AUGCAACAACGACAACAACAACAACAAUUUGCAUCCUCUUUUGCACCUAGAACUCCCACUAGAACCCGAUCAUCCAUUCUUACUCCAAUUUCACCAAACAAACUUCUGUCAUUAUCACCUACCAAGGAAAGAAAGAUUAGUGAAUCAACAGGAUUAGUCAAGUUUUCAUUGUCGCCAAAAAAAUCAACCACUGAAUCUCCUAAUACCAAACGUAAGUCUACCACCUUAACAAAACCCGGUUUAUCAAUUGAAGUACCAAUCUCUUCCCCACCGCCAAAACAACAAAAUCCACCAACAUCGCUCAAACAUUUACAGAUCGAACAACAAAAAUUACUAGAGAAAUAUUCCUCUUGCCAGGUCCAAUUACAUGAACAUGAAAGACAGGCAGAGAUGAAAAAAAUGGAAUUAUUGGAAAUAUCGAAGAAAAUAGAAGAAAGUAAACGUCAAGAAGCUAUACUUAAUGGCUCUCAAGAUAUUUAUACGCAAGCAUAUUUACAAACUGAAAAAGAAUUGAAUCAAUUGAAUAUUAGAUUAUCGCCACCUAGAAAAACCAUAAAUCAAAGUCCAUUGAAAAAGCAAGCUUCAUUUUUAAUGAAUCAAGCUAUUGAUGAAUGCACAAAUGUGAAAAAGAAGGCAUCAAUAAUAUUUAAUAAUAAUCGUGAAACAGUUUCUCCAUUGAAAAAACAAGCUUCAUUUAUUGUUAAUCAAGCUUUAGAUGAAUGUAAUAAUGUCAAACAAAGAGCAUCUAUAAUAUUCAAUAAUCAAAAUGAAGAAUUACAAACUUUUAUUAAAUCGUCGAAUGAAAAAUUUGAUGUUUUAGCAAAGCAAACAAAUAAAUUUUUCAAUAAUAAUUUCAAAAUUUUUGAAAAAAAUGAUCCAGAACCAAAUAUUGGUGAUAGUUCAUUUAAUAUUGAAAAUCUCCAAGAAGUGAUAUAUGAAAGAUCUUUUGAGGUUGAUAUAGAUGAUUAUGAUUCAUCUUUUGAGUAA
Messenger RNA from Candida dubliniensis CD36, 987 nucleotides. RefSeq lists its product as uncharacterized. NCBI's taxonomy places the organism in Eukaryota, Fungi, Ascomycota, Pichiomycetes, Serinales, Debaryomycetaceae. Bases 1 to 987 code for a protein of 328 amino acids. The transcript has a single exon. The record is from RefSeq and is a predicted model, not a curated record.